Brugia malayi is the source of this 279-nucleotide messenger RNA. RefSeq lists its product as uncharacterized. The transcript has 3 exons. The record is from RefSeq and is a predicted model, not a curated record. NCBI's taxonomy places the organism in Eukaryota, Metazoa, Nematoda, Chromadorea, Rhabditida, Onchocercidae. Bases 1 to 279 code for a protein of 92 amino acids.
AUGGUGAAAGAAAGCAAUACAAAUGCUAUGGAUUGCAAUUCAUAUUCCGAAUUAAUGCAUUUAUGGGGUAUCGAUCGUAUAGAUUCUAAGCGUGGCUUCUCAUGGAAAGUUAUAUUCGACCGAUUUUUUUCCAAAUUUCAUUACGAUAAAUUUGCAUCAGAUGUAAGUGCUGAUGAAAUGGCACACACGGUGGAAUUGGCUGAAAGAAUGGCUAAUUUUGUAUUGGAAGAUGAAUGCAAGAAAGAAUGCAAUGAUCAUGAAUGCGAGUUACAAAAUUGA